Messenger RNA from Prunus armeniaca (apricot), 438 nucleotides. Lineage: Eukaryota; Viridiplantae; Streptophyta; Magnoliopsida; Rosales; Rosaceae. The record is from the annotation of a GenBank genome assembly.
AUGGCAAUGAGAAGAGCAGUGCUUGACUGGGCUAAACGGUUCAAUAUUAUUCAAGGUGUUGCUAGAGGACUUGUUUAUCUCCACCGUGAUUCCUGUUUGAAGGUGUUGGAUGAGAAGAUGAGCCCAAAAUUUUCAGAUUUUGGAUUGGCACGUAUCUUUCAAGGGACACAACACUCAGUCAGAAGGAAUAAUAAUAAGUUAGUGGAUAAUGAAUUUCCUGAGCAGUGUGCGGCUUUAUGUCUCUGGAGUAUGCCUGCCAUGGGCGGGAUAUUUUCUGAAAAAUCUCAUGUAUAUAGCUUUGGGGUCUUGCUAUUGAGGAUUAUUGGUGGCAGGAAAAAUACCAGCUUCUAUUACCAUGACCAACAGCUCCUAUAUUUACUUCCUGAAGCUCAGUCUAUCCUCUACCACAGUAUGACAAUAUAUUUGCUCCGCAAAUGA